UUCUUUAACCCCAACCCACCGAACAGAUCAAGGAAACAAAUAACCACAAAGGCUUUAAUAAUUAUGCCUUAAAUUUUAGGUAGAAAUUAACAUUUCCACAGUGUGUCUCGUGAGAUGCUGCUGCAGCAACCACACCCAACCAUCAGCUCUUUAUCCUCCUAUCUUUCCCCAUAUUCGGAUACAGAUAAGAGAUUACUUCACUACUUUUGCAGCUGACAUCCAUGGCUACCUCUAAAUUGUUUGCUGUUGUUGUACCAUUGGUCAUCAUCUUUUCUAGUUUGCAAAUUGUGACCAGUAAGCAUGCUAUUUCAGCCUCUCCAGCUGGUUCCCCAUAUGUGAAUGCACCCAAUAUGUCCUCAUUUUUCCCUUCUCAAGCUCCCCCACAGUGGCCAGAUUCAGGAGCCUUUGGACCCAUACCAUCUUCAGGCGAGUUUGUGGGGAAGAGUUCUUGUACUUCAGCUAAGCCUGAUGUUGCCAUUCUUGCUCUUCUGCAACUCUUUUUCUUAUUUGUAAUGAGAUUCGUUUACACUGUUUAAGCAUAUAUGUAUGUAGUUUAAAAUAACUAGUAAUCUCAUCUGAGAUGCUUGGCUGCUGUUUUUUUACUACUGUAUUAGUGUAUGCAAUUUUCAGGAUAAACUGAUUUCUAGAUUCUUGUAACAA
This is a messenger RNA of Gossypium arboreum, 660 nucleotides long. RefSeq lists its product as uncharacterized. Bases 222 to 536 code for a protein of 104 amino acids. The record is from RefSeq and is a predicted model, not a curated record. NCBI's taxonomy places the organism in Eukaryota, Viridiplantae, Streptophyta, Magnoliopsida, Malvales, Malvaceae. The transcript has a single exon.